Mytilinidion resinicola is the source of this 1264-nucleotide messenger RNA. RefSeq lists its product as uncharacterized. Gene Ontology annotation, molecular function: protein binding. The record is from RefSeq and is a predicted model, not a curated record. The transcript has 2 exons. The coding region runs from base 260 to 1114 and encodes 284 amino acids. NCBI's taxonomy places the organism in Eukaryota, Fungi, Ascomycota, Dothideomycetes, Mytilinidiales, Mytilinidiaceae.
UCAAAGAUGUCCAAAGUCGAACGCAUAGUCACUAUUCUCUUGAAGAGUGAUAGUAACGUGACUAGGUGUCGUCCCAUGGUACGGUUCCAAGCCAUAUUGUUCGUUCCUCGAUUCAUCCGACCCGAAUCGGAUCGCGCCUGGUGGAGUUUUCGUCGCUUCUCCAAACCGAGGACAACCCACAUUCACCUCAACCACCCUCUGGCCCCAAGGUUUCCGCAUCAAAAGCCCCUAACAACGCCCACACCAGCGCAGCACUGCCAUGUCACCAUACGAGACACCAUACAACUCUCCUAAUUAUGUCAAGCUAUGCUUGAACAUAUGGGAGCUCACCCCCUUGAUGAAGCGGAACCGGCCUAUCGGCCGUCGAACCCUCAGCGUGGAUCCAGGUCUGGCAGAACUCCUACCAGACGUAUAUGGCAAAGAUGUAGAGUGCAAAGGGGAGAUGCGACGACGCACUUCAACCCUACGACCAGACGAAUACAGCAACGACGAGUACGAGGGUCGCAAAGAAGAGAAACGACGACGCAAAUCAGAACCCUCUCUUCCUGCAACGACGUGGGAUAGACUCGACGGGAACAAUAUAUUUAAGCCUACUAGACGACGCGACUCGGGGCUUUCUCCCCAUAACCCGAAUACAUCAUCUCCAUACAAGGCCCUGGUCCCACCACUCGAAGCCUACUUACAAACCAACCUCCCUCUCCCAACCGCAACUCAAGACUCAUCUGGCCCUUACACCGCUCUCCACCCCUUCAUCCGCCGCGCCCUGCACUCCGACCGCUUCAACAUCCGCACGCACAAGUACGAAUUAUCUUUCUACGAGCCGUACUAUGGACCCCGCGAGCACGCUAUCCGCGCUGACGAUCCGGAUAUCCCAGCAGACAGGACCAUCCCAAGCCCAGUGAAGCUGCCGCCACAGAGUUAUAAUAGAGGCUGGCGGCAAAGGGAGGAGUACAAAGAGGAGAGGAGGCGGCAGCGAGAAAAGCAGGAAGGGGAAAGGAAGGGGCAGUGGGAGAGGCGGCUUAAGAGAAUUGCGAGGGUUAGGGCGAGGUGGGGGUCAGCAUCGCAAUGGCAGUUUAACCAUGCAACGACGCUUGCAUACAUGGCGUCUGGGUAGUUUGGAGAGAAUUAUCUCUCUGAACAGGUUGGGUCUACGAUAAUGCUGGCAGGGACGCUUUCGGAGUAGUCUGGGGCGGGUGUUUUUACUUUCCAUCUUGAGUCUACGAGCUCGCUACCCGAGAUGCGGUCAGGCAAGUCUGGGGAGGGG